UCAAAAAAUAAUCUCUUCUUCUGUUGUCUAAUCAUCUCUAGCGUGUCCGUGUCAGCAUGGAUUUCCGACAGGAAAUUCGAGAGGACGACAUCAUUGUGUUUUCGCUGUUGUACUCGAGCAUAACCGUUGUGUUUGCAAUGGCUGUGUUAUCAAAAUUCCUGACGAACGAAUUCAGAUUCGGAUUUCGCUCUUUCCUCAGCCUGGUUGUCUUGUUCAUCGGCGAACCACUUUGUCAGUUCUUUGUACAAGGUCCUGGUGGAUUGCUUGUGUUCGGAUUCGGUUGUUUAUGUAUUUAUUCCAUUUUGCCAGCUAGUCAUCUUCCAGCGGGCGAUAAAGUUGUGCUUGUAACAGGCUGUGAUAGUGGGUUUGGAAAUGCACUGGUCAAGAAGCUAGACAGUAUUGGGAUGAAGGUGUUUGCUGGUUGCCUCUAUAGUGAUGGCCCUGGUGCUAUAGAUCUAACAAAUUCAUGCUCGGACAGGAUGAAGAUAUUACAGCUGGACAUCACAAAGCCUGACGAGGUCAGUGAUGCUGUCACAUGUGUGUCUCAGCACCUUGGUGAGGAAGGUUUAUGGGGACUGGUGAACAACGCUGGGGUGUGGUAUUUUGCUGAGCUGGAGAUGACGUCUGAGAAAGUCUUACAAAAAGUGCUGGAUGUAAACCUGCUGGGAGCUGUACGGGUAACUAAGGCUUGUCUACCUCUGAUCAGAAAAGCCAAGGGUAGAAUUGUAAAUGUCUCCAGUCUGACAGGGCGUGUUCCAGUAGAAGGUAAUGGUGCCUAUGCUAUGUCCAAACAUGGGCUGGUGGCUUUCUCUGAUACCUUGCGACUGGAGAUGAGGAAAUGGGGGGUGCAUGUGGCCCUGAUAGAACCUACAGGAUUCUCCACUGGCAAUAUGAAGGAUUACAUUUUACGCAGCAGAAAAGAGGAGAUAUGGAAUUCGCUGGGCGAGGCCACUCAGCUCACCUAUGGUAGAGAAUAUUUAGACUCCACUUACUCAAACAUUAUCAGUGCCGUGCCACGCUUCCCUAAAGAUCUCAGUCCAGUCAUCCGCUCUAUGCGCAGCGCGCUGCUCUCUAAACGCCCGCGAGAGCGCUACCCUUGUGGGAUGGGUGCAGAGAUCGUGAUAUGCCUGUAUCCACUACUGCCCAUCUGGCUGGGCGAUAAACUGUCCGUAGCUAUCGGCUUCAUUCCCAAAAUGCUCCUGCCAAAAACUCUGCGAAGCCAGAACAGAGUGUGAUCUACAGUAAAGGGAAAAACACAGGUGUGUUUUGAUUGUGUACAUUGACACUGUAUAUUAAUAAGGUAUCCUUUUGUAUAUAAUUGUAAGUUAAGUAAGAUACUUUGAUGCAUAUUUGUUAACAAUAAUAUGUUUAUUAAUGUUUCAUACAUUACAUGUUGAAAGGAUGUAUUACCUAGUUUUAGUGCUAAGUCAAAAAUGAGUAUUUUCAGAAGGCCACAAGGGAAAAGGAAUAAUAGAUUACAAAGUCAUCAACAAUUGACACACUUGGGAAAGAUGAUGUUAAGUAAAGAUACAACAGUUAUCUUUGUGACAGUUUUUGUCAGUUACCUGUAACACAAUGGUAACACAAAUCAUUUUUCAACUUGGGUCAUCAUUAUGACAUACAGUGUGUGAAUUAUAAGCUAUUUAAGUAUUGUGCUUUGAAAAGUAGUAGAAGUGUCACUGUAAAAUGCUCCCAUAGGGGUCUAUGUAGUACAUCUACACAUAUGUGCAUUGUAUAUGUACUUCACAGUAUCAUGUGCAGUACUAGGAGAGUUUUACAUCAAACAGUGCUGUAUUGUACAUGUGUGCAUUGUAUAUGUACUUCACGAUAUCAUGUGCUGUACUAGGAGAGUUUUACAUCAAACAAUGCUGUAUUGUAUUUGCAUACUAUAUUUAUGUAUUUUUAUGUAUUUGAUUAGUGUUUUACACUGUACUCAAGAAUAUUUCACUUAUACAACAGCAGCCAGCAUUAUGGUGGGAGGAAACCGGGCAGAGCCCAGAGGAAAUCACGACCAUCCGCAGGUUGCUGCAGACUUUCCCACUUAUGGCCAGAGAGGAAGUCAGCAAGAGCUGGACUUGAACUCACAGCGACUGCAUUGGUGAAAGGCUCCUGGGUCAUUAUGCUGGGCUAGCCAUAUUAUACAUGUACGUUAUUACAUGUAAAUCUCCAGGUAAAAUGUGCCAUGUGUCACAGGUUUUCAUAUGGAUACCACAGUGCUUGUGUCGCAUAUUAUAUUUAUGUGUGUCACAAAAUCAAAAUCUCAUUGACUGUGUCACAAUUUUAUGCUUCAAAUCAUCUUUACAAUAUGUUUUAUAAUCAAACACGUGCUUUAUCAUAUGUUUUGUACUUUAAAACGUCCAUAUAACAUUUGUGUAACUACAGUUAAUUAGCUGAACAUUUGGUUUGAGAGCAUCAUGUAUCAAGGUGUGUUUAAGUGAUGUGGAACAGUUUUCAGCAUAACAUUGGAGAGGCUCACAUGUUGUUUUUGAUUUAUGACAAUGUGCCACAAUUUCCAGACACCACGUUUCUGCUAAUAAGCUCAUUAUGUUGUUUGAGAGGUGGAAAGUGUCAUGAUAACUUUGUGUGACCUGAGCUAACUAGCUGUACAAUUGAGAGCGUCACACACUGAGGAGUUUCAAGUAAUGUGCAAACAUUUCCAGAUAACAUUUGUGUGAAUCUUAGGAGCUGAGCAUUGUAGUCCAAGGCCAUUGCAAGUUGAGGUGUUUUGAUUAAAUUUUGACUGUCCAGAUAAUUAACAUUUUAAUGCUAGCCUUAUAGCACAUUGUUUAACCUUUUUGAACCUUUUAUUCAGUAUGUAUGAGCCCUUAAUGAAGUGUAAACAAUUUUGAUACACUGUAGUACAUGUUACAAUGUGCCAAGUACACACUGACAGAAGCCAGAUGCUUAGUUUUUCUGAUAUUGUGUUCACAUGAAGUCAGAUCUCGAUCCAUAAAAGAUCACCCUAAGAUGUACACAUUUUGACACUGGAGUAACUCUUAAUUUUAUCAUCACCCAAGAAAUACAUGAACUCAUGUACUUGGUAUCUUUGCGUAUUCAGUAACACAGAAAACUAAUUAAAUCAAACUAUUGAAAAAAGUAGGGCAUAUUCACCUUCAAUUCAAUAUAGAUUAAUAACAAAUAAUCCGUUACAGAUCCGAGACCUGUGGGGAAAGAAAGAACAUACAGACUAAGAUUAAGAUUUUAAUGAGUCAAAUGGAUCAAAAAUGAUGAACAAAUGUGAAUGCAAAUUUAAUAUAGAUUAAUAACAAAAAAAAUUAUCCGUUACAGAUCCGAGACCUGUGGGGAAAGAAACAACAUACAGACUAAGAUUAAGAUUUUAAUGAGUCAAAUGGAUCAAAAAUGAUGAACAAAUGUGAAUGCAAAUUCAAUAUAGAUUAAUAACAAAAAAAAUUAUCCGUUACAGAUUCGAGACCUGUGGGGAAAGAAACAACAUACAGACUUAAGAUUAAGAUUUUAAUGAGUCAAAUGGAUCAAAAAUGAUGAACAAAUGUGAAUGCAAAAUUUGAAGUGCACCUCAUCCUGAUUCCCAUGCACUUGCCUGCCGUGCAAAGACCGAAAUUUUUUUAACUUCUAAAGCCCAAAUAUAAACUUUAAGAUCAUAUUUCAGAUUUUGACUUAUGUUAGAUAUGGCUUUGUGGAAUUUGCCCGAGAUCACGUUAUUGAUGGGUUUUGAUGAUUAGCACGACAUGCCAUGAACUUAAAACCCCUUAAUUCAUUCACAUUUGUACAGGUGUAUUAAGAUACUGUUGUUAGAAAUAUCAGCGUGCAAUGGAUUAUCCUCCUUUUGAUUCAUGUAUAAUACACUUAUUUUCUUCCAAGGCUAUGUACCUAGGUAGGUUUUAAUUAGAGCCUGUGUGUUCACAUUACACUCAGAAAACAGUGCUGAAACCAGUACUAGUCCCCUCUUGACAUGCAGUGAUUACAGCUUAGCCUGUCACUUCACUUUUGAAACUGUUUUACAAUAGACUCUAAGUGGUAUUGUGUACAACCUCUUUACGUUAUUCGCAAUAUUUCCAUGAAUUGUGUCAUUUCUGUACAAUCAUCACUUAUUUCAAUUUUCAGUUCUGCAGGUAUCUGUCGUUACAACUCCACAGUUCAAAUUUACUUAAUAUGCGUUCAUUUUUUAUUACAUGAUUGUACAUGCUUGUUCUUUUAUUUCGGAUCUCCCAUUUAUUUUUCCUAAUUUGUUUGCUGCAAAGUAUUUUUUAAGGUAUUAUCAGUGGUUUUAAACUUUUUGAAAUGGAGGUAUUAUUUUCACAGAUUUACCUUUGACAUCAUUAGAUUGGCUAGUUGUAUAUAUUUCAUGAGAAAGUGAGAUUGUUUAAAGCUAUACAGGCCAAAUUGUUUAAAGCUAUACAGGCCAAUACAGGAUUGUUUAAAGCUAUACAGGCCAAAUUGUUUAAAGCUAUACAGGCCAAAAUUUACUUAAAUUUUUUAGUUUUUACCCUAUUAUUGUGCAUGUUCCUCUACUUCUAAUCUUCCAUUGUUUGCCCUUAGAUUCAAACGGUGAACAAACAUGUCUCCUCUGCUACUUUGCCAUUUCCUUCCUAAGUCGCAUGGUGUAGUCAAGAUAAGGACAUAUCUGACAGACUGUCAGAUAGACACCAGUUUUUAUUCUGAAACACAUUUCCGUUCAAGAAGAGAUAGACAUCGGUUUUUAUUUUGAAACACAGUUCCUUUCAGGAAGAGAUAGACACCCGUUUUUAUUUUGAAACAGGGUUCCGUUCAAGCAGACAUUAUUCUACUAUAUUAUAAUACUUAAAGGAAGCUUAGGCUUCUAAUGAUUGUAUCAGUCAAGUAAAAACAGGAAAGCACUGCCUGCACUGAUUAAGACUGAGUGUUUUCUGACUAUAAAUAGCCUUUUCUCCUUUUUGAUCUUCAGCACAGCUAACAAAAGGGGUGAUGUAGAUAAUCAUUUUAGGAGAAAGCAAAAAUUUUGAAAUCUUACAAAUGCGACCACAAAAGAGUAUUUUUUGAGGCAAAUAAAUGUCAUGAGAUAUUAUCUCUGGUGCUAAAAUUUACAUUUCCCAGUAGGAUAUCAUCCUCUGGAAGCAUCUUUCUAAAAUUAACAGAACUCCAAGAAUCCGGAAAAAAGAGCAACUUAGUCAUGAACAAAAUUUUAGUUAAUUUAGGGUAACUUUUUUUUUUAUUGAAGGACAUAGGAUACUGUAUGUAUUACAUUGCAUUGACACAGGUUGGAUGAUUUCACUAUGUUUGCUGUUUGAGUGUGUUAGGGUUGUGUUAGAAAAUGAUUGUCAGAUUCUGAAUUU
This is a messenger RNA of Liolophura sinensis, 5291 nucleotides long. Its product is annotated as retinol dehydrogenase 7-like. The coding region runs from base 57 to 1235 and encodes 392 amino acids. The transcript has 6 exons. Gene Ontology annotation, molecular function: oxidoreductase activity. The record is from RefSeq and is a predicted model, not a curated record. Lineage: Eukaryota; Metazoa; Mollusca; Polyplacophora; Chitonida; Chitonidae. Gene Ontology annotation, biological process: steroid metabolic process. Gene Ontology annotation, cellular component: intracellular membrane-bounded organelle.